Messenger RNA from Poecile atricapillus (Black-capped chickadee), 3596 nucleotides. RefSeq names its product natural resistance-associated macrophage protein 2-like. Gene Ontology annotation, molecular function: cadmium ion transmembrane transporter activity; iron ion transmembrane transporter activity; manganese ion transmembrane transporter activity. The annotation marks the transcript as partial. NCBI's taxonomy places the organism in Eukaryota, Metazoa, Chordata, Aves, Passeriformes, Paridae. The record is from RefSeq and is a predicted model, not a curated record. Gene Ontology annotation, biological process: metal ion transport. The transcript has 9 exons. Gene Ontology annotation, cellular component: plasma membrane.
AGGAAGCUGGAGGCGUUUUUUGGGUUCCUCAUCACCAUCAUGGCCCUGACCUUCGGAUAUGAGUACAUCACAGUGAAGCCCAACCAGGAGAAGCUGCUGCAGGGACUGUUCAUCCCCUACUGCAAGGACUGUGGCACACCACAGCUGGAGCAGGCUGUGGGCAUCGUGGGUGCCGUCAUCAUGCCCCACAACAUGUACCUGCACUCUGCCCUGGUCAAGGUGAGGCAGGUGAACCGUGCAGACAAGCGGGAGGUGCGAGAGGCCAAUAAAUAUUUCUUCAUCGAGUCGUGCAUCGCGCUCUUCGUCUCCUUCAUCAUCAACAUCUUCGUGGUGACCGUGUUCGCCGAGGCCUUCUUCAACAAAACCAACGCGGACGUGCACCAGGUCUGUGCCAACUCCAGCAGCCCCCACUCCUCGCUCUUCCCCAACAACAACGACACCCUGGAGGUGGACAUCUACAAGGGGGGCGUCGUCCUCGGCUGCUACUUCGGCCCCGCCGCCCUCUACAUCUGGGCCAUCGGGAUCCUGGCGGCCGGGCAGAGCUCCACCAUGACCGGCACCUACUCGGGCCAGUUCGUCAUGGAGGGUUUCCUGAACCUGCGCUGGUCGCGCUUUGCGCGGGUGCUGCUGACGCGCUCCAUCGCCGUCACCCCCACGCUGUUCGUGGCGAUUUUCCAGGACGUGGAGCACCUGACGGGGAUGAACGAUUUCCUGAACGUGCUCAUGAGCCUCCAGCUCCCGUUCGCGCUGAUCCCGGUGCUCACCUUCACCAGCCUGCCCAGCGUCAUGCACGACUUCGCUAACGGCCUGUUCUGGAAGGUGGCCGGGGGUCUCCUGAUCCUGCUCAUCUGCUGCAUCAACAUGUACUUCGUGGUGGCCUACGUGAUGUCCCUGCACAACCUGGGGCUCUACAUCGGGGCUGCCGUGCUCAGCGUCAUCUACCUGUCCUUCGUGGCGUACCUGACGUGGCUGUGCCUCGUUGCCCUGGGCGCCUCCUUCCUGGCCUGCGGGAGCACGGUAAGCGUCACCCGGACCCUGCACCUGGAGCCGCCGCCCUCCCACCCCCCCAAAUAACCGGGGGGGGGCUGGAGAGACCCCAAGAGCCGCCAGCAGAGCCCCGGGGGCCUCGACAGCUCUGGGAGAACAGCCCGGAACCCUCGGGGCAGGAGUUCCUUUGCUGAACCCCAAAUCAUCCCUGGAUGGGAGACACGGCUGGGGGGGGACAGCAGCAGCCUGACCCCUCCCCAUUUUCCUUUCAAUCCCUGCAAAUUCCUCAUCCCAAAGCGUUUGACCCCCCCCAUGGUACAAACACUGACCUCCAGGAGCGCUGCUCUGGCGCUGACCUGGACAAACAAAUAGGCAAAUAAGCUAAAAAUUCCCCAAAUCCCCUCCUGGGUGAUGUUUGGGGAUGCUGCUGUGGCUGGACACGGUGUGACACUACAGCUGGAGCUACCUCUGCUGCCAGAGCAGAUUUGGUACUUUUAUCACUGGAAAACAUUUCCUGUUCCCAUGAGAACGGGAAACUCGAGCAUUAAUAUUGUCACUACUGGUUUUUAAUGGCCCUGUGUGGGAUUUUGGGGUCAGCAAAUGAAACGAGUUCGUGGUUAUUUAUGAUUUUAUGACUUUGUUCCCUGUGAUCCAUGGAAAUGCUCUUGGAGUUCUCAAAAAUCCCUGGAUUGUAACUCAAAAUCAGGCUGUGAAGGCUCCAAGAGCUUUUUCCAGGGGUUUCCUUGCUGCUCUUGCUUGUUCUGGAUUUAACCCUCUCCUAUCAUGUCCCUUUUGUUUAAUGAAUUUUGGAAGAAGCUUGGCCAGGAAUGUGACCUGAGUGCAACAGAGUGGAUUGGGAUGGAGGGAACUGGGUGUCCUUUGGAUCUCCCAGGGGUGUUUUGGGGCCCCUCCUUGCCUGUUGGGGUGGGUUUGAAUCUCUGGAUCAUGGAAAUUGGGUGUUGAAAGCUCGGGUUUGGGUUAUUUAGGGAAAUUCCCUUCUCUGUCCAGCUGGAGCUGCAGCAGAGGCACAGCUCCAUGGCUUUAGAUCCCCAAAUCCUUCAUGGAUCUGCAAAUGGAUCAUGGGGGGCCCCAAACCUCUCCUGGGGCCCGAGCCAGGGUGUUCCAGCCCAAUCCUGGUUUAUUUGGGAUUCCUGCUCAGGGCCAGGGCUCCAUCCCCCACUGUCCAUUGGCAUUUCCCUGCCCUCCCAGCCCCAGGCAGGGAAUUCUCUCUGAAAUAAAAUCCCUGCAGUAUCCAGCUCUUGGGAAUGGUUUGGGAUCUGCUGACAGGGAUUUGGGAUCUGCUGACAGGGAUUUGGGAUCUGCUCACGGGGAUUUGGGAUCUGCUCACAGGGAUUUGGGAUCUGCUCACGGGGAUUUGGGAUCUGCUGACGGGGAUUUGGGAUCUGCUCACGGGGAUUUGGGAUCUGGUCACGGGGAUUUGGGAUCUGCUGAUGGGAAUUUGGGAUCUUCUCACAGGGAUUUGGGAUCUGCUCACGGGGAUUUGGGAUCUGCUCACAGGGAUUUGGGAUCUGCUCACAGGGAUUUGGGAUCUGCUGACGGGGAUUUGGGAUCUGCUCACAGGGAUUUGGGAUCUGCUGACGGGGAUUUGGGAUCUGCUGACAGGGAUUUGAGAUCUGCUGACGGGGAUUUGGGAUCUGGUCACGGGGAUUUGGGAUCUGCUCACAGGGAUUUGGGAUCUGCUGACAGGGAUUUGAGAUCUGCUGACGGGGAUUUGGGAUCUGCUCACAGGGAUUUGGGAUCUGCUCACAGGGAUUUGGGAUCUGCUGACGGGGAUUUGAGAUCUGCUGACGGGGAUUUGGGAUCUGGUCACGGGGAUUUGGGAUCUGCUCACGGGGAUUUGGGAUCUGCUCACGGGGAUUUGGGAUCUGCUGACGGGGAUUUGGGAUCUGCUCACGGGGAUUUGGGAUCUGCUCACAGGGAUUUGGGAUCUGCUCACGGGGAUUUCUUCCCUUCCAUGAGCAAACCCCGUGUCCUGUCCCAGGACUGGAGCAGCUCAGGGCAGCCCCUCCUGCUCUGAGCUUCUGUGGAGUUUUAUCCCUCAGCACCCGAGGUCUGGGGUUAUUCCCUGGUGCCCAGGACACGUUCCAGGGAUGAAGCUGAAAACAGAGCCCAGCAGGAAAACUCCCCUGUGGUUUGAGGCAGGAUCAGAUCCCUCUUCCCACCCUUUCCCAAACCAGCUGAGACUUGCAGCUCCCCCUGACCACAAUGGAUUUCCAGCUUUCCUGUUGUUAUCCCAGAAUUCCAGCAGGAUUUAACCCUGUAGUGUAACAUUUGUAGGUUUUACACCCAUUCCCACAACACAACAGCCACGAGCUGUGGGAUUUGUGGGGUGUGGGGGGGAUGAAGGGCUGGACCAGAGGUGGACUCAGGCUUUGGAAUCCUGCUGAACCACCCCCAGCUUUCCUGGGCUGGGAAUUUUGGCUUGGGAGGGCUCAGCUCUCCUGGCUGAAACACUGACUGUGCGUGGAGCCUCCAGCUCUGGGUCCCCAUCUGUGGCCUCUGCUCCGUGCUGCACUAACCUGGGGGUUUUUCCCUUUGGUCCUGGUUGUACAAACCCCCUUUGCCAUUAAAACAUGGAAACUUUUCCA